AUGCCCAUCCCAACACUUUCGGUUUCGCUGCGCGACCCCCGUAAACAAACUUCAAAUAUAGCACGACCUGCUACAAAACCCUCCACUCCACUGCACACCAAGGCCAACCUAAGCAAGGACUCUGCCCGAGAGACGAAUUAUAAGACCCGCUCGCCAUCAAAUCCCUUGCCGGUCGAAGGCGUAGCUCUGAAAGACAAUCGACUCACUGCUCGAGGAAGAACACUGCUCCCCCAGCGCAGUAAUGCUUCUGAAGACAAUGGUCGUGGAAUGGGACAGGGGCGUAUUCAGCCACCUAGCAGCAAGCCGAAAUUACGCAGGGACCUGUCACCAAGUAGACAGCAAGAGAUAUCGCCGUCUAAAAAAUCAACACAGUCGGACACUGCAUCAAAGAAGGCCGGGGUAGCACCUAGCCGUCGUCAGAGCAUCAUGCGACCUGGUGCGUUGAAGAUGCCUUCGGCAAAGAUUACAGUCCCUUCGACAAAGAGCUUAGCGCCAUCAAUCUCGGCAUCCUCAUCCCGCAAAGUGCCCGAAAGUCAAUCCCCGGCACAACCUCCUACGAUCAGACGGCCCUCUUCGGCCAAGACAACAGAAUUGCUACCUCCACCACGCUCCGCACGGUCCCUCUCUUUAAAGCAACCUGUCAGCGCCAGUAAAGGACCACCGGCCGCAGCCAAAGCCCAUGUGCGGAACAAGAGUCAGGUGGUACAAAAUACAAAACAAGCUGAAUCAACCCCAGCAAUCGGCCAACGUGCACGAGCACUCUCAAACUACCAGCAGCCAGCAUCCCCUAAGAAAAGUUCCAACCCCCCAACGCCUACCCCUGGAUGCGAAUCUCAGCCUGGAAAUAUGCCGAUCUCUUCAUCAUGGCCGGAUAUUGCAGCACUACAAACUGAACUUCUUCAGCUCAGUCUUUUCCAUUCCAACUCACAGCAAAGCCAUUCUGAGUGGAAUUCUGAUUCCGAGACACGUCUGCGCAAAAAGUACGACAGUGUUGCUAGUCAAUAUCGCUUGGUACUGGCAGAUGAAACGCAGCGGCAGUAUCGCUUGAAUGUGCAGGCCCUAGAGAUUUGGCUUUCUAAUUGUCACAAACAUCGCGGCCCACAUGAUUUCUCCGAGCAGAUUCAAAUUUUAUCACAGGUUCUACAAGAUGUUUCGGAUAUGAUCGUUGGCCAGAGCGCACAGUUUUACCAGGCUGUGAAGACUUUUGAAGACUGGCUGGACCAAGCGGAGCUUAUUCGUCACAACCGUGGACUAGGGUGCCUUCAUAUUGACGCCUUCAUUGAUCCCCUGGGGCAAAGCUGGAAAGAAUUAUCACGUGCUUUAAAUGCGAGGCUGGAGCUCUGUGUACGCCAACUACAAGCUCUUGAUAUUCUGGGCUUCGGACAAAUGGAGCAUCUAGAACAGUCUGCUCUUGUCAGAGUAGCUAGGAAUUUGGCUGAAUUGAUACAACUCAUGACGCAGGAGAUUCGUGCCAUACAAACAUUGGAGACAGAGGUGGUGCGUUCAGAAAGAGAUUCGGUCAGCCUUCUUGCGAUGCAGCUGGCAAGCUCUAGAAGCGAAAUAAGGGCUCCCCGGAUCGGGGCAUGGAGAAGCUAG
Messenger RNA from Penicillium digitatum Pd1, 1596 nucleotides. The record is from RefSeq and is a predicted model, not a curated record. Lineage: Eukaryota; Fungi; Ascomycota; Eurotiomycetes; Eurotiales; Aspergillaceae.